Messenger RNA from Fusarium musae, 1131 nucleotides. RefSeq lists its product as uncharacterized. The transcript has a single exon. Gene Ontology annotation, molecular function: oxidoreductase activity. The record is from RefSeq and is a predicted model, not a curated record. Lineage: Eukaryota; Fungi; Ascomycota; Sordariomycetes; Hypocreales; Nectriaceae. The coding region runs from base 1 to 1131 and encodes 376 amino acids. Gene Ontology annotation, cellular component: mitochondrion.
AUGGCAACUCCACGGGCAGCACUUCCCCAGACCCAUCGAGCACUUAGACUUCAUUCCACUCGAGAUCCCUACGACAUCUCAGUAGUCACCCAGGAUACUCCUCAGGCAUGUCCCGGAAGUGCUGUGAUCCGCGUCCUGUCAGCUGGCGUCUUAACGUACGCAGACCGAGUUUACAGUGGUCAAAAACCUUACCCCUAUCCUGAGCCUUUCGUCAUUGGUUCUAGUGCUAUCGGUCGCGUUGCCGCCGUCGGCCCAGAUGCAACUUCUCUUAACCUUGGACAAUUGGUCUUUUUUGACAGCUUUAUCCAGGGGCGAGACAACCCCAGCGCCCUUAUCCUCCAUGGUCUGUCAGGAGGGUUUGGCUCUGCGAGUAAUAUGCUCAUGGAAGGUGAGUGGCGAGACGGUACCUACGCGGAGUACGCCAAAGUUCCUCUGGAGAAUUGCUUCCCAUUAGACGAGAACCGGCUCAUAGGCAACCCUGCUGAAGGGGGUCUCGGACACUCAAUGAAAGAUUUGGCCUACCUGUGGACCAUCUCAGUUCCAUUUGGAGGACUUCAAGAUAUAGCUGUCAGAGCUGGCGAAAAGGUCAUCAUUAGCCCUGCUGCUGGAACUUUCGGAAGCGCUGCUGUUCUCGCUGCUCUGACCAUGGGGGCUCAGGUUAUCGCCGUCGGUCGCAACCAGGAAACGCUGAACAAGGUGAAGGCUUUGAACCCUGAGCGAAUCAGAACAGUUCUAAAUACUGGAAACGUCGAGGAUGACGUCAAAGAGCUGACCAAGGAUGGUCCGGCGGAUGCUUUCUUCGACAUCUCACCCGGCAAAGCUAUCAAUAGCACUCACUUCAAGAGCUGCAUCAUGUCACUUCGUCGCGGUGGACGGGUGAGCUUGAUGGGCGCACAUCACGAACUGGAACUACCGGCUAUGUUCAUCGUGAUCAAUGAUAUUACGGUCAAGGGGAAGUGGAUGUAUACGAAGGAUGAUAUGCGCAAUAUAAUCAAGCUGGUGGAGGCAGGGUAUCUGAAGCUUGAUGCAGUACAGACUGUUGGUAACUUUCCCAUGGAGAAGUUCGCGGAGGCAUUUGAUAAGGCAGCCAAAAUUAGUAACCCUCUGUCGCAGGUGCUCAUUUCACCUUGA